AUGUGUAAUGUAAGUAACUCUCAGAUGGCCCCCGCCUCUCCCUCCCCUCCCUGCAGGAAGUGUUGUGUAGGAAUGAAGCAGAGCAACCCGUGAAGUUACUGGAAGUUUUGCAGGGAGCGAAGAACCAAGGACGAAACCCAGUGGCAUCGAGAUACAGAGGAGGCUCAGGCUGUCAGCUAUGGGGCUCAAAGUGCAGUGAAGGGAUGGAGCUGCUGCCAUGGCUUUGGGGGCUCUUCUCCCUCCUUGUGCAUGGGGGUCUCUGUGGAGAAGUCUGCACCGGAACAGAUAUGAAACUGCUUCAUCCUUUCAGCCAUGAUAAUCAUUAUAAGACUUUCCGCACUCUCUACCAGGACUGUCAGGUUAUACAGGGGAAUCUAGAGAUUACCUACCUGGGAGAGAACGAUGAUGUAUCUUUUUUAAAGGACAUUAAGGAAGUGCAGGGCUAUGUUUUAAUAGCACACAACCUGCUGAGUUACAUCCCCUUGGAGAACUUGCGCAUUAUCCGUGGAACACAGCUGUAUCAGGAACGUUAUGCCCUAGCUGUAUUGUUUAACUCACAAUCUGGAGGAACCGCUGGCCUGCGAGAACUGCGCAUGAGAAAUCUGACAGAGAUCCUGAAAGGUGGGGUGAUCAUGGUGAACAACACCGAACUGUGCUUUCAUGAUACCAUCAAAUGGCAGGAUAUCAUCAGCCAGAACAACAUCUUUUAUAAGAACAUGAUUCUACAAAAUGACAGCCGUCAAUGUCCUCCAUGCUCCACCAGCUGUGGCAGUGCCCCCUCAGGAGCAGCUGGGUCAUGCUGGGGAGAGGGCACAGAGUACUGUCAAACUUUGACCAGCAUUAUCUGCCAAAACGGCUGUCAGAGGUGUCAAGGGAUUAAGUCCGCUGACUGCUGCCACGAGCAGUGUGCAGCUGGCUGUACUGGGCCUAAGAACUCGGACUGUCUGGCUUGUCGUAAUUUUAACCACAGCGGUAUUUGUGAGCUGCACUGUCCACCACUUAACAUAUAUAACACAGAGACAUAUCAAUCUGUAGUCAACGAGAAUGGACGGUACACUUUUGGAGCAAGCUGCAUCAUCAGAUGUCCUUAUAACUACUUGGCUACCGAAGUUGGUUCCUGCACCCUCCUUUGCCCACAAAACAAUCAGGAGGUAAUUGUGGGAGGUGUACAGAAGUGCGAAAAAUGCACCAACCAGUGCAGUAAAGUUUGUUACGGGCUAGGAAUGGACUUCUUGAAGAUGGUCCCGGCUGUUAAUUCCACCAACAUUCAGUUUUUUCGAGGAUGCACCAAAAUAUUUGGGAACCUGGUAUUCCUUUCUGAAUCUUUCCAGCUGAAUUCGACUGAGGGCAUCAGACCACUUUCUUUGGAGGACUUAGAAGUCUUCAAUACCCUCCAGGAAAUAACAGGAUAUAUAUAUAUAGACUCCUGGACUGAAGAACUUGCGAAUCUCAGUGUGUUUGAAAACUUGCGUGUGAUUCGCGGGCGACUCCUUCACAAUGGGGCAUAUUCAUUGGUCAUUCGCAAUCUUUCCAUCUCUUCACUCGGCUUGCGGUCCUUGAACGAGAUCAGCAGUGGAUUGGUGCUUGUAGAGGGAAACCCUAAUCUCUGCUUCUUGGAUACUGUACCCUGGCCAAAAAUAUUCCAAAAUUCCAGACAGACUAUUCUAAAGACAAGCAACAAACCGCAGGCAGAGUGUGAGCAAGAGGGACAAGUGUGUUUUCGCCUGUGUGCCAAUGCAGAGUGCUGGGGCUCUGCCCCAUCCCAGUGUGUCUUAUGCGAUGGCCUGCUACGUGGCCAUGACUGUGUGGACUCUUGUAAUGUUGAGGAAGGUGAUCCCAGGGAAGUGGUUAAUGGAAGCCAGUGUAUAACAUGCCACCCAGAGUGCAUGCCACAGAAUGCAUCGAAGACAUGCUUUGGACCGAACGCAGAUCAGUGUGUCGCUUGUGCCCAUUACAAGGAUGGAGUCACCUGUGUUAAUCAAUGCCUGAGCGGAAAAAAGGUGGACUCCUUUGUGCCCAUUUGGAAAUACGCAGACAAAGAGGGGACCUGCCAGCUGUGUCCUGUUAACUGCUCCCAUUCGUGUGAUAAGCAAGAUGAGAAAGGAUGCCCUAUCAUUGUAAACAACAGCCAUACCUACAUGAUAGUAGCAGUGGUGGGCAGCAUAUUUCUCACGUUAACAGUUGUAACCAUCAUUGUGUUGGUUGUCAAGCGCAGGAAGCAUAUGAAGAAGAAACACACCUUACGGCGCAUCCUUCAGGAAAAUGAGUUGGUGGAACCCUUAACCCCAAGUGGAGCCAUGCCGAACCAGGCACAGAUGAGAAUCCUCAAGGAGACAGAGCUGAAGAAGAUGAAGAUAUUGGGAUCUGGCGCAUUUGGGACAGUGUAUAAGGGCAUCUGGAUCCCAGAUGGUGAGAAUGUAAAAAUUCAAGUAGCCAUCAAGGUGUUGCGAGAGAACACAUCGCCUAAAGCCAACAAAGAGAUCUUGGAUGAAGCUUAUGUCAUGGCAGGGGUAGCGAGCCCUUAUGUGUGCCGUCUGCUGGGAAUCUGCCUUACAUCCACAGUACAGCUCGUUACCCAACUUAUGCCGUAUGGCUGUCUACUUGAAUAUGUGCGAGAAAAUAAGGAUCGCAUUCUAUCCAGAGACCUUCUCAACUGGUGUGUGCAAAUUGCCAAGGGCAUGACCUAUCUAGAGGAUGUCCGCCUGGUGCACAGAGAUUUGGCUGCAAGGAACGUAUUGGUCAAAAACCCAGCACAUGUAAAAAUCACAGACUUUGGCCUUGCACGAUUGCUGGAUGUGGAUGAAACGGAGUACCAUGCAGAUGGUGGCAAGGUUCCCAUUAAAUGGAUGGCUUUGGAAUCUAUUCUGCAUCGGAAGUUCACGCAUCAGAGUGAUGUAUGGAGUUAUGGGGUUACUGUGUGGGAGCUUAUGACCUUUGGAGCAAAACCAUAUGAUGGGAUCCCAGCUCGAGAGAUUCCAGACCUUUUGGAAAAAGGAGAGAGACUCCCACAGCCACCUGUGUGUACCAUAGACGUAUAUAUGAUCAUGGUAAAAUGCUGGAUGAUAGACUCGGAGUGCCGACCCAAGUUCCGCGAGCUAGUCACAGAGUUUUCCCGUAUGGCUCGUGAUCCAAAGCGUUUCGUGGUAAUUGAGGAUGAAGAGCUCAUGGCCCAGGCCAGCCCAUUGACCACCCAGUUUUAUAGCGCUCUGUUGCAGGACGCAGGCGUUGAUGGUUUAGUGGAUGCUGAGGAGUAUCUGGUUCCCCACCAGGGAUUCUUUGGCUCUGAGGAUACUACAGUGGAACACCGCAGUAGAAUAUCAUCCACACAGAGUACUCAAGAGACACAGAUAGACCAAGUGCUGAUGGAAAGACUAGACCCAGUGGCACCUCUGCUGGCUCGCACUAUGUCCAAUGAGUCAUCUGCCUGUAGCUCUGAUGAUCUUAGUGAGGGUGACUAUGUAUUUGAUCCUCCACACCCCAAAGAGAACAGUCACCUGCGUAGGUACUAUGAGGACCCCACACAACUUGGAGAAGACACGAUAGAUGGAAGGGGGCUGGAGCCAGAUGGCUGUGCAUCACCAGGAUCCCCGGCAUACCCACCAGCAGAAUACGUGAACCAAAGAGAACCAAACAGAAGCCGCUCACCUGUAAAGACGCCAAGAACAUCAGUGUCCACUCUGGAAAGGCAAAAGGGACAGCUGUGCUGGAAUGGCUUGGUGAGGGAGCCAAGGAGCCCAGUAGCAGUUGCUGCUGUGGAAAAUCCAGACUAUCUUCCUCCUCCGAGACUACACUUAAACUGUUUCCCUCAAGCCUUUGACAAUCCUUAUUACUUUAAUCAUGAACUCAAUGCAGCAAGGGCCGAAGGCGAACCUAACCCUGGACCGAACGGAUUUACUACUCCUACUGCAGAAAACCCAGAGUACUUAGGACUAGACGAGGCAAUGAUAAGGCCUCGGGAUGUGACUGCGUAAAGGAAUCGGGACUGAGUCACUCGGAUAUAGGCAGCUGUUUUUGAAGAAGGCACCAUGAAAAGGGAAAAAAAAUAUGAAUUAUUGUCUCCAAAACAACCUCUUUUGCUCGAUGCAAUCAUUGCUGCCAGACACAUUCAGUUGACCAAUCAGAAACGGUUGUGGUUGGUAAACUUUGGACAGAUAAAGAAGCCUAGUCCUGAAUUCUUCAUAGAUAUAACCUGUAUAACACAGGAUCUAGGUUACAUCCUAUAAAUUACCCACCGCAUCUAGAAACUUCUCUGGAAUUUGAGCAGGUGUUAUCUCUUGGGUUGCAUUGAGUCUAAUGCAUGCCAGAAAUAUGACCAGGCUACUUUUAAACCAAACACUUCAUGACUUUUAAAAGUAAAUGAAAUGAGAGGACUCCCUCCAUUACAAUAAAAUAUUGCAUAGGUUUUGUAAGAUCUACAUGAAAUGUAAUAAGCAUACCUACUACAUUUCCUUUUGGUAAAUCAAUGUAGCUUAUGUUUUUUCACACUCUAGUAUUGAUACAGGAUUUAAAAAUCUCCAUUAUUUACUUAGGGCUUCUCUAUCUUGUAAAUAGUUAGACCAAGGAAGGCUUAAACUCCAGGUGUAAGUUAUAUAUAAAAGUUUAUGUACAAUAGUGUCAUGAAUGGCUUUCCUUCAGAAACCACUUGCACCUUUUAGUUUAACAGUUUCCAACUACAGUACCUAAUGAAGUUAAAAAUUAAUUCAGUGUUAUCUGUCAUUUCAGGGGAGUGUGUAAAAACAAUGUAAAAUAUGGGUCUUAAUUAUGCAGUUCGGGAGUCCAAUAAAAUUUUAUCGUGGGUCAAAACUGAACUGCUCCACAACUGUAGCAGCUAUAAAUGAAAGUUCUCUAAUAGUACUACUAUAAAACGAGCAGUACUUUUUUAAAUUGAGGAAAUGCAAAGGUGAUUUCAUUGUCCUCCUUUCAUCUGCGAGUGAUUAGAGGGGUCAUAUUCACAUGCUGAUCCCAUGUAUAUCUUCCAACAUGACCACUUUUACCAGAUACGCUACCAGUGUGGAGGAAGCCUAAUAGGAGAAUGUAAGCUAUGAAACACACUCUAAGCAGAUCUUUGUUGGCUGAACCUAUAUAUUCACUGGGAACUAGUUUCUAGUGAAUUCACAGUCUGCAUUCUUAUAAAUAUUGAAUGAACGAAGGAAACGUCUGCCACCACUGUGAGAAUAGCAUGCCUCUCCUAGUGAAUAGACUGCAGACUCCCACAUACUGGGUCAUCCCACAAUAAGACUGGCUCUACCGCCUGCAGGACGUAUUGUGAGGAUACAGAGGUUACAGUACUAUUAGGGGUAAACCUUACAAUAAUAAUAUUUCUGAUCACAGAAGUCAUAGAUUUUCUUAACGUUAAAAGAGCUGGUUUGGGCUAGUUUGUGUAGUAUGGUUUAAAAAUGACAGAACUGGGCACAAAUUACACACUUUUGGUAAUCUUGCCAUAGUUUCCCUUUAAUCCGGGAUACCUAUGAUAUACACAGGUUCUGUGUAUAUCGGUGUAUAUCAAGCCUGCAUUUCUCCCGGUUUUAAUCAGCCGCGGAACCUUGCGCAUCCGCGUCUGAAAAGGGGCAGUCUCGGGUGGAGGGGGCAUGUAAAUCAUAGGUAUUCCAGAUUAAAGGGAUACAUAGAAACAUAGAAUUUGACGGCAGAUAAGAACCACUUGGCCUAUCUAGUCUGCCCAUUUUUUUUUAUCCUUUAGGUAAUUGCAACCCUUUUUGAACCUUAGUUCUUUGUAAGGAUAAGAUGACAAGCCUAUCAUUUUGGUGAACUGAAUUUGGUAAAGAGGACUAAUCAUUACCACUCAGUGUGGUCACUUUGUCCUUACAGAAAGCAUUAAUAGUCUUGCACUAUCACUAAUAUCUUUAUCCUUACCUAAGCCAAUCUCAUUGGCUGUGCCCACUGCACAAAUAGCACUAAGCCACAUUUACCUACAACCACUGUAACUGGCUCCACAAGAGAACAUCCUGGUAUUUUCUGUAAAGUUUAAGUAUUUGAAGUCUGUGUUGUGGUUUUGUAUUAAGUUUGUAAAUUUCAGGUUUUGUAUUUAGAAAAUAUGUUUUUAUAAGAAUGAGUUCCAAGAAAAGUUUGUUUUCUCAAGACAGCACAUUUUUUUAAUUCUUAUUUCACGGUGGGUGACUAAGAGUAAAUCUAAUACUGUUUUUAUUGUAUUGUUGAUAUUUUUAACACUAAAGAAUCUUAAAAAGGAA
This is a messenger RNA of Pseudophryne corroboree (corroboree frog), 6206 nucleotides long. RefSeq names its product erb-b2 receptor tyrosine kinase 2 (gene ERBB2). Gene Ontology annotation, biological process: cell surface receptor protein tyrosine kinase signaling pathway; protein phosphorylation; positive regulation of kinase activity. Gene Ontology annotation, molecular function: ATP binding; transmembrane receptor protein tyrosine kinase activity. Bases 204 to 3971 code for a protein of 1255 amino acids. Gene Ontology annotation, cellular component: basal plasma membrane; plasma membrane; signaling receptor complex. The transcript has 27 exons. The record is from RefSeq and is a predicted model, not a curated record. Lineage: Eukaryota; Metazoa; Chordata; Amphibia; Anura; Myobatrachidae.